Messenger RNA from Paraphaeosphaeria sporulosa, 1602 nucleotides. RefSeq lists its product as uncharacterized. The record is from RefSeq and is a predicted model, not a curated record. Lineage: Eukaryota; Fungi; Ascomycota; Dothideomycetes; Pleosporales; Didymosphaeriaceae. Bases 331 to 1161 code for a protein of 276 amino acids. The transcript has a single exon.
UCACUCACCUUCCCCGUCAAUCUUUAAAAGACACUCGCUGCCCUCCUCCUGUCCACUCUCUACAGGCUUGAGGUCUUGCAUUUGUCCACUUCGUUCUUUCCCCACUCACGUUCCUUGUGAAUCCCUGAGAUCCAGUAUCUCUUCCAGUCUCUAUCACUCAGUCUUCGACGCCAGUCACAGACUACCACACCGCAGAACCACCUGCACAGGACAAACACACGUUUUCACCACACACUUUUGGAUUGCUAGCCGAUCCUCACACUCUCUGGACAUCUUAUCCAACCACAUCGCUACCCAGCACAAGCACAAACGAAACACCAACUACUCAAAAUGAAGUCCUCCAUCGUCGCUUCCGCCCUCUUCGCUUCCUUGGCCCUCGCUGCGCCUCUGAACAAGCGUGCCUAUGCCACCAAGACCAACACUGUCGUCGAGACGGUCGUUGUCUACACCACUGUCUGGGGCAACCAGCCGCCCGCUACCUCGGCUCCCGCCGCUGCCACCUCUUCCCCGGCCCUCUUCUUCGAGAAGCCCAGCUCCGCUGCUGCCGUGACUUCUUCCGAGGUCGCCCCUAAGGUCCCCAGCUCUACUCCCGAGCCCGUUGUCCCUUCGUUCACUCCUGCUCCCGAGCCUGUCUCUUCUGAGGCUCCGUCAAGCUCCGCAGUGCCCGUUGUCGAAUCGACUCCCUCUCCCUCUCCCGAGCCCACCCCUACCCCCCAGGUCACUCCCGAGGCUGCUCCUUCGUCCACCACCCCCGUUGUUGAGGCCACUCCCUCUGCCGAGCCCUCCACCGGCGGUGGCAGCAGCGGCGGCCAGGAGUACACUGGAUCCCUCACCAUGAACUACUACUCCGGCGGCCUCGGUGCCUGCGGUGAGGCCAUCCAGGACACCGAGAUGGUUGCUGCCCUCGCCGUCGCUGGCUUCGGUGACUCCACCUACGACUCCGCCACCGGCAACCCCACCAACAAGUGGUGCAACCAGAAGAUCCGCGUCACCUACAACGGCAAGAGCGCCGAUGCCGUCAUCAAGGACCGCUGCCCGGGCUGCACCGGCCAGGGCGGCCUCGACGCCACCCCUGCCCUCUGGGAGGCCCUCACCGGCGGCCAGGGCGGCGCCUCGGGUGACCGCCUUGAGUCCGGCAUGUCCUUCACCCUCCUCAACUAGAGUACUACCGUCUCUUCCCUGACCAAGCGGACUCCACAAUAAGUCCUGCCUUGCCCACCAUGCACGACCACCGUCAACAUCCUUUUCCGCGCAGCUUCUCAAUUGUAUACCCCUUUCUGGCGCAGGCAGGAUCAGCGCUUUUCACGAGACUAUGAACGAACUACAUAAGCGGACCGACAAUAUCUGGGAGUCUGAACUGAAAGAUAUAUAUACGCCUUCGUAUUGUGUCUACUCUUUCGGGCUGAAGAAACAUCACAUGUACUACUCUUCUUGUGUUGCAAUUGACGUUCUCGUCGCUCUCACUUCUCGCGCGCGGGGAAUUCUUUUUUGGACUUCACUUCUUUGUAUACCACUUUAGGGAUCGGGCUUGGGAUCAAUCACUGGUUUUAGAUGGGACUCUGUAUGGGUUACAUAACCGAAAAUUCUACUGUGCUUUGCACU